Molecule: messenger RNA, 1268 nt
Organism: Drosophila arizonae
Lineage: Eukaryota; Metazoa; Arthropoda; Insecta; Diptera; Drosophilidae
Product: aminoacylase-1-like
Biological process (GO): amino acid metabolic process
Cellular component (GO): cytoplasm
Molecular function (GO): aminoacylase activity
Source: RefSeq, a predicted model, not a curated record
AGCAACUAGAUCUGUGAUACUGAUCCAUACGAUAAAGUGAAAAUGAGCAAAGCUGAGUGGGAAAACAAUGAGGAAAUCAAAAUCUUUCGUGAAUAUUUGCGAAUUCCUUCGGUCCACCCAAAUGUAGACUACACCGGAUGCGUGGAGUUUAUUAAGCGUCAGGCAGCGAGCCUUGAUCUCCCAGUGGAUGUGGAGUACCCAGUGAACGAUGCCAAUCCCGUGGUUAUUGUGAAGUGGUUGGGCACCCAGCCAGAGCUGCCGUCAAUCAUACUGAACUCGCAUAUGGAUGUGGUGCCGGUGUUCCCCGAGCAUUGGACGCACGAUCCUUUCAGCGCCGAUCUGGACGACGAGGGUCGGAUCUACGCCCGUGGCACGCAGGAUACUAAGGGCAUUGGCACACAAUAUCUGGGUGCCAUUCGAGCACUCAAAGCGCAGGGCUACCAGCCGAAGCGAUCUAUCUACGUAACCUUUGUGCCCGAUGAGGAGCUCGGUGGAAUUCUCGGCAUGCAAGGAUUCGUUAAAGGACAAUACUUCAAAGCCCUCAACGCGGGCUUUUGCUUGGAUGAGGGCUGCUCCAACAUAGACGACUCCUAUUUCAUAUUCUAUGCAGAGCGAACAGCCUGGCAGAUUAGGUUUAAGGUGAGUGGCACGACAGGCCAUGGCUCCCAGCUGCUGCCGAACACGGCCGCCGAGAAGCUGCACUAUGUGAUGACUAAGCUGCUGGAAUACCGCACAAGCCAGAUGGAGAGGAUUAAGGGCCUGUCCAAUAAAUUUUCCGGCGAGGUGACCUCCGUUAAUCUCACCAUAUUGAGCGGAGGCGUGCAAAACAAUGUUCUACCUCCACUGCUAGAGGCGGUGUUUGAUAUUCGCAUUGCCAUCGACGUGGACCUAGUUGCCUUUGAGCAACAGAUACGCGACUGGUGCGCCGAGGCAGGCAGCGGCAUCGAGAUUGAAUUUGAGCGAAAAGAUGAAUUCUCGCCAGCCACGAAGCUUGACGCCUCGAAUCCAUUCUGGACAGCCUUUCAGAACUCGCUGAACGAACAAAACCUAAAGUGCACGCCCAUUGUGUGCCCUGGAUGCACAGACAGCCGCUUCUUGCGGCCCUUGGGGGUCUCGGCUUUGGGAUUUUCGCCGAUGAAAAACAUGCCCAUCCUGCCGCAUGCUCACGAUGAAUACACGCGUGCCGACAUCUAUCUGCACGGCAUUGAGGUCUACACGAAGAUCAUUCCAGCUAUUGCCAGUGUCUGAGAUAUACCAAACGUGCUUUA